UAAGAAUCUAAUAUUAAUAAUUUUACUCAAAAUGGAGCAGAAGCCAAGUCAGAGACAAAUUCAGUCUGAAAAAUCAGAAAUUAUGAGAGGAGAUCUAAGAACAGAGAAUAAUGACUACCUCACUCAAGAGGAGCGAAAUGAGGCUCGUCAAUUCAAGAAAUGUCGCAGAAUUUUUAAUAAGCUUCCAAAUUCUCUCAAAAAAAGCUCUGAGGAGUCCCAUGUUGAAGCAAAUAUGCACAUUGAUCAGAGUGAAGAAUUUAAGAAAGGCUCUUCAGAUCCACCAAGCCUGACAGCUAGCUCUGAAGAAUGCUAUCUUUCAUCUCAGAAGUCUGUAAAGCAAACACAUGAAGGCUCCAAUGCUAAUCCAUGGAUAGCACAGACAAACAAAGAUAAUCAUCCAAGCCAAGAUGAGAAUGAUUCAUCGAGCAUAACUUGUCACAAAGCUGAUGGAAAGUCUGCCAAAGUCAAUCCAUUUGGAGCAGAUGUGGAUGCAGAUUCAGCAAGAUUCAAAGAAAGUAUCUCCAAGAAUAGUUUAGAAGCCCUUGAUCUAGACAAGCUUCAGCAGGAUUCGGUCAAGCUUUUUACGGAAAGAGAUGAAAGUCCUAUCUCUUCAAGUAAAUAUCGAUCCAGUCUAGCUGGCGAGUACUAUUCUAUCAUUUGGGAGAAAUCUAAAAAAACUAUGAAAGAAUUGAACGUGCAGCAGAAGUUUAUAGACUUCCAGAUUAAGAUAUAUUCAGAAGCCGAAGAAAAAGGAUGAGAUAAGAUUUAUGCAAUAUCACCUUACAAGGUGCUAUUUUAUUGAAAGGGUUAUGGCUCAUUUUAUACAAACUGAUUUCUCAAAAUUCCUGAUGCUAGUAAAAUGACAAUUUUAUCAAAGAAAUUGAAGAACCUUGGAGCAUUCUUUGACCAAACUUUUCCGAGAAGAGUGAAAGUUUUAGAAAUAGGUAAUUGCAAUCGUGAUUGCAUCCUUCGUAAUCACAAGCUGAACCAGAUCGUGAGGAUUAGUUCCGCAGUCAAGAAGGAGAUUUGUUUUUGGUCUUUUCAAAUAAAUGAAAAACAUUUAAAAAGAUUCCUUGCAGCAUUCAGACAUGUUGAAACUGUUGGGUUUAAGAAGAGCAAUCUCUUAGUCCCAAGAGUUCCAGAUUUUUCAUUGGCUCUCAAGGGCUCUAAGAUCAGAGUCUUGAAAUUCGACAAAAGUGUGAUCUCAAGCAGACGCAAUGACUUGACCAACCCUGGUGAAGUGAAGAACUUGGUCCAAGGGCUAGCCACUUCCCCUGAUCUCAAGGAAGAUUUGCAAGAGUUUCACAUCAAAGAGUGGAAAUUUGAAGGAGAUUUGCAAGAAAGAUUCGAAGAAGAAUUUGCCAAAAAGUUUGUAAAUUCUUUCGCAGAAGGAUUCAAGACACAAUUCGGAGAGAAUUUUACCAAGAAUUAUGGAGGAACAUUAGUGGAUGCCAUGAAAGGAAAAUUUAGCAAAGAAUUUGUAUCAGAUUAUGUCGCAGAUUUACUCGAAACUAAUGAAUUUGAAGAAGCAGAAGUUGUUGACGAAGAAUAA
Messenger RNA from Moneuplotes crassus, 1552 nucleotides. The record is from the annotation of a GenBank genome assembly. NCBI's taxonomy places the organism in Eukaryota, Ciliophora, Spirotrichea, Euplotida, Euplotidae.